CAUUGAUCUUUUGAUAUUCCGGAGUAAAGAAUAAUACCCUUUGUUUACAAUUUCAACAUUUACAACAAUCAGAUCAUAUUUCAAGUACACGAAAUAAGAAUGACAACUAAACUUCGAUAGAUAUGAUCAUUAGCAGGAAUGUAAAGGUUGGUUUUUAAAGCAUAAAAGUUUUAUAAAAAUGAGAUUUUUUAAUUGAUUGCUUCUUGCGCUGGAUUGUCAAGCUUUCAAAUCUGUUUCACCUUCCCUCAUGCGAUCCACGUGAAAUAGCCUGUUCAGCAACUUUAAAGCUUCUCAAAGGCUGACAUGUGAUUCUCCUACCAACGUCACCACUAUUACUGUCGUCAUUGCGUAAAUUGCACCAACCGCAACAUUUCCCUCAAUGCAAGGUUGACGCUUAUCUCCAGUCAACUUCGUCGAAGGUAAUAGCGACAACAACAUGACAUCGAUGAACACGACUCAAAGUACGAACAUUACAAAACCCAACGAAAGAAUAUUCUCGGAGUCCAUAUUUUCCGAGUUUGAGCAGAACUUAAUAACGUACAGCUUUGUUGCCAUAACAGUACUUGGCAUAAUAUCCAAUGCAGUUGUAUGUUACCUUAUACUGCGAUAUAAACGAUUGUGGGUAAUUGUGAAUAUCCUGAUAUUGAAUCUCGCCAUCUCAGAUAUUAUAGCCUGUUUCAGUGUAUAUCCGUUCAUUUUUUUGAACAUACACUCAACAGAUAUUCGUGGUAGUGGAGCAAACCUGUUAUGCGGAUUAACAGAAGGGUUAUCCAUAUUCUUUAUUGGUGCAUCGGUGUCAUUACUCACUCUAAGUGUUUUAUCAAUCAGUCGAUACUUGGUAAUAAAUCAUCCCCUAAAAUUGGGAUGGAGACUUGAAAAAAAGAGUAUGAAGUAUAUAUUCACAUUGAUUUGGUUAUCGAGUACAGCACUGCUGAUUCCAAGUUCCGUAUCGUUCAAAUAUAAUAACGAAAAAAGAUUUUGUGAUCGAUAUUGGGCACCUGGUGUACAUACGUUAACCUAUUUUACAUGUACUGGAAUACUCGGUGUAAUUAUCCCAUUGACGUCUUUAACUUUCACCUACAUAACAUCGAUGUAUACGUUAUUUCUUAAAAAGAGCGUGCCACAGAACAGAGUGACACGCCCUACCGGUAAUUUAAAAGUUAAGCAGAGAGUUAUUAUAUUGCUUGGAAUGUUAAUCGUCGUCUAUUUGAUUUGCUGGACACCAUUUGCAAUUUACUGGUUACUGUCUGUAGGACUGGAUAAAUAUAGCGGUGAAAAUGAGAUUGAAGGCAUUCGCAUAUCAAGAGUUGCAAUAUUUAUUGCCUUAUGUCAGACAGUUUUGAAUCCUAUUGUAUAUGCUUUUUCGAACGGACAACUACGAGGUGUUGCAAGGCAAUCUUUGAAAUUAGGAAAAACAAACUCAGUAAGUAGUGUUAGUAAUGGAACGAAUUUAACGACGUUUAAUAGAAGACACACGUUUCAUGUAAGAGACACAGAAGAUCAUGAUAUUCCGUUUAGAUGUCGCGAAAUGACUUUGUAAAGAUUACCCUAAAAUCAUUGAUAACGACCGACAAGUAAUCAUAAUUGUGUUAUUCGAAUUUGAAAUAAUGUUCUGUUUAAACUGAAGACACGGUAAAGACAUUAUAAAUUGACAAGAAGUGCCACUUACAUAAACGACUGGUAUCAUUUGUACAAAGAAGAUACAAUUAAACAUAUCUAUUAUAGUGAUGAUCAACAAUGUAUAUAUAGUACAACCUUGAAAAUAAGAUGUUUGGAAAAAUGUCCGUUUUCCAGCUCUUUCUCUAAGUGGGCAACAUCAAUUACCCAUUGUUCAUUAGCCAGUAGGCCGCAAAAGUUCUAAUUUGGCAAUGGUGUAGGUGGAAAAUUUGCUAGAUGCAAUUUUCACAAUGUCGCAUUACGGGUCAAUCCACUCCAGCAUGCAUAAAGGUCCGUACAUGUCACUUGAUAAAAAAGACGUUCU
This is a messenger RNA of Hydractinia symbiolongicarpus, 1981 nucleotides long. RefSeq names its product pyroglutamylated RF-amide peptide receptor-like. The transcript is spliced from 3 exons. The record is from RefSeq and is a predicted model, not a curated record. Gene Ontology annotation, cellular component: membrane. Bases 437 to 1540 code for a protein of 367 amino acids. Gene Ontology annotation, biological process: G protein-coupled receptor signaling pathway. NCBI's taxonomy places the organism in Eukaryota, Metazoa, Cnidaria, Hydrozoa, Anthoathecata, Hydractiniidae. Gene Ontology annotation, molecular function: peptide binding; G protein-coupled receptor activity.